UUUGCAUUUUUACUAGAUAUUAAUUCACUCUCCUCAUGAAUUUCCAGCCGUGAGUAAGAAAAGUAUGGCAACUCACCUAGCAACUGAAACAUUCAUCAAGGUUUCAGGACAAAUUACAGAAUCGUCGGACAGUGUAAAGACAAUGUCUCCAUCAAGAAGGAACUGUUUAUUCCCAGAGGAAACUCAAGUUCCAGAAAUGAAUGUUAAUCUUGAAGCAUUUAAAACAUACAAUAAGGCCAACUGUUUACUGGAGUGUUCUGUCGCCGCAAUGCUACAGUUAUGUGGAUGUGUACCCUACUUCUAUCCAGAUUUUCCUAAAUCAUUUAUAGAAAAACAUAUAAAGCUGAGCAACUAUACUAAUAGUACAAGCUUUUGCUUUUUGGAUAAUCUCAAAUGCCUCAGUGACACUGACAAUCGAGGUUAUCUUAAUUCAUAUGCAACUUCUGGUAGUGAAGGCCCUAGUGAAGGGACCAAUGGAUUGAAUUGUAACUGUCCAGAUGAUUGUAAUCAAAUAGUGUACUCAAAGGAGACUACAACAGAUUAGAGGAAUACAACAGAUUAGAGGAAUACAACAGAUUAGAGGAAUACAACAGAUUAGAGGAAUACAACAG
Eurytemora carolleeae is the source of this 611-nucleotide messenger RNA. RefSeq names its product sodium channel protein Nach. Gene Ontology annotation, biological process: sodium ion transmembrane transport. The coding region runs from base 65 to 544 and encodes 159 amino acids. The record is from RefSeq and is a predicted model, not a curated record. NCBI's taxonomy places the organism in Eukaryota, Metazoa, Arthropoda, Copepoda, Calanoida, Temoridae. Gene Ontology annotation, cellular component: membrane. Gene Ontology annotation, molecular function: ligand-gated sodium channel activity. The transcript is spliced from 6 exons.